Lotus japonicus is the source of this 2655-nucleotide messenger RNA. RefSeq lists its product as uncharacterized. The transcript has 8 exons. The record is from RefSeq and is a predicted model, not a curated record. Lineage: Eukaryota; Viridiplantae; Streptophyta; Magnoliopsida; Fabales; Fabaceae. Bases 980 to 2185 code for a protein of 401 amino acids.
CCCUCAUUCAUAACCAUACGCUACCAGCCUACCACCAACUCCACUCCCAUCAUUCGUCUGAGGUGAAAGGAGGAAGAAGCAAAGGCAAGCUUGCAUCAACAAAAGCAUAAAUAAGAGGCAAGCUUGCAUCAACAACCAUGAAUCCUUCUCCACCACUGCAGUAAACCCCAGAGGUCAGAACAAAGCUCCUCCACCGUCCUCACUUUCGGUCGCUCCGCCGCCGUAUCUCCGGUCACCGCUCGCCGUGCAAUCUCUGCCCAGCCACCAAUCGCUUCGCCCCAUAGCUCCGACAUGCCUCUAUUGUUGGUUGUUCAUCUCCCCUUUCUUUAAUCGCUCCUUCUCUCUCACUCUGUUUCGUAAUCUCCCAUUCUCUCUCUGUUUCUGAAUCACUCCUCUCUCUCAUUCUCGAUUUUUCGAAUCUGGGUAAGGAAAAGGGUAGAGGCGGCGGUUGUGAUAAGGGUUUGGGGCUGAGGUAUUGAUUUGGGGUUAAGAAAGGGUGAAGGGUUCCAUGGUUGAGGGAGAAGGAGGUGUGGCGGCUGUGUGUUUUGGGUGGGAAGGAGAAGGUUGAGUAAGUGGUGGUGGCACUAUUCAGAAGAGAAUUUUUUUUGUCUGUGUUCCAAUUAUUUUUUUUCCAAUUUUUCGAGCCUAGCUAUAGGUCAUCUUUUUUUUUUUUGGUUUAUCACUUGUCCUUUCGGAAGAAGAGAGGAUGAUGGAAGAUGAUGGAAGAGAAUAGCAAGAGUGUGAGAAGAGAUGAUGAUGGAAGGGGAAGUACAAUUUUUGUCACCCACCCUAGAUAUGUCAGACAGACAGUGUUCCUUUUCUUUCUCACUUCUAACACCUAGUUACAUUCACACUCCUAUUACUUCAGGACGAAAACAAGUUCCCAAGUUGAUGCAGGCUUGAGUCUUCUGUUGCACUGAGUAGAGUGUUUUCUGCAAAGCUUACUUGUUCUCUCACUGAAUGCAGAAGUAGUUUGAUCAUGAAUGCAAAGGGGCAUAAAUUUGUGAGGUUUGGGGACUGGAAAUCAGAGUCAUCUUUUAGUAUAGAGCAGGAAGGUUCUGUAAACAAUGGAUAUCACAAGAGAAAAGGCAUACCGAGUGUAAGUGCUAUUUUGAAGAGUAUUGGAAGAAGACUCGAGAGUGGAACAGAGAAAGUGAAAAGCUUGAGAAGACAUUCUGCUGCUGUCCAUCCUUUAAGUGAUGGAAAGACAAAAAAGCCGACUUCUGGGUGCAAUAUUCUUGAUCCUCAAGGGUCAAUGCUUCAGAAAUGGAAUAAAAUAUUUGUAAUCACAUGUGUGAUGGCAGUUUCUGUGGAUCCGCUGUUCUUUUACAUUCCAGUGAUUGUUGGUAAAAACAAGAGUGGUAUGAAGACAUUCUUCUAUCCCUGUGGAACAUUUUCAAAGAUUGCUACUAUUGCAAAAAACAGACCCAUAUAUACUUGGAGAGUGAAGGUUCGGGUUCUUCGUGUUUGGGAUAUGUUUCCAGUUGGUGAACCCUCAAAACCUUACGCUAUCCAUGUUGUGCUUAUUGAUGUAGAGGGUGUGAAAAUUGAGGGCAUCAUUAAGAAAGCCUUUUUGCCCAAUUGUUUGCGUUCUGGCGUCGCCAUUCUGAUAGUUACUAUGCAUCAGUACACCUUAAGAAGUUCUAAGUCUAAGCAACAGAUUUUUGCCAGAGUAUUUCAUCCGGAGGAGGUAACUAUGAAAUUUGUUUUUUAUGUUUGGAGUGAGAUGAAAAUAUUGGACACUGAUCAUAUUUUUUUCUUUUUAUGUUUAUUUUUGUGGAAUAUUCAGGUGUAUAUUUUUGUACCAAGACAAUUCUUGAAUGAUUUUGAAGAAAGUCUCUCUAAAUAUGUUGAAUUAGUGGAUCCUGUAGGGAAUAAAUUCUGUGUUAGCUUUUAUUUUGAUCGUGAUGAACCAAGAUUUGGUGCUAAUAUUUCAGAGUUACGAACUGUGCACCAAAUACAGGGAAGUGUGAUAAUUUGUUUUAUUUAUCUUGGUGAUAGUAGAUUUGACAUCCAAAUUAGUGAUCUGAACUUGUUUGAGAUUGAGUAUAGGAAAAGAACUGCUCAUGUUGCAGCUAAUGUUGCAAGUUCAAGUCAUCUGAAUUUUCAUGAAGUAGAUGGUUCGGUUAUAAAUUUAAUUAGUGAUGAUGAUUCUGAGAAUGAAGUUGAAGAUAUUGUGAAUUAGGAGAUGUUAAUUUGGUCAGUUGAUCUCACUGCUGAUCUCAUUAUUCCCCGUCAUCAUCUGAUUAUUCCUGAUUAUAUUCAGGAAAAGGUUUUCAACGACAUGAGUCCAGAAAUCAAUGUACUUCUUCCAGAUGGUUCUUGGACUAGAUGAGAAAUCGUCUGGUACUCACUUAGUGAGGGGAUAAGUGAAUCUGGGAGUAUGGGUGCCAUUUUUGGGCGGUGAUAUGAGUUCUAUAAGGAAACAUUUUUCAGACUUGGAAAUUCCGUUGCAAGACACAAGAUGCAGCUAUGGAAAAUGGUUCUUCUCAAUUUUUACAGAGUUGCUGUUUUGACGGAGUAAUUUAACAUCAAAAGUUACAUCUUUUUGUUCUUUUUUUGUACUACAUAAUAUAACAUGAUGUGGUUGUAAACAUCACUUGAACGGUGCUACUUUAUUUGUUCACUGUGAAUGGUUGUUUAUUUUGUCUAUAA